GCAGAGACCCGGAUGGCCUUCUGGAGGGGUGGGGGGCUGGCUGCGGAUUUGUUUCUAGAGGCACUCGGAGGUGGGGGGAUCCCCCCCUCCCAGGGUUUCCCCUUCUCUUUCGUUUUCCAAACCUUGUGUGUGUUUUGGGCCAACCCCCCCCCCCGGCAGGAAGAGCCCCGGCCGAACCUUUGCAGCAGGACCCAAAGGAGGAACUGUUGACAAUUAAGAGAUGAAACUCUUCAAAAGAUGGAGGCAGAGAAAGACUCUGGAAGAAGAUUGCGAUCGAUCGGCAGGAGGCUGUACGACGAGGACGAGGACCUCUCCGACGUGGAGGAGAUCGUCAGCAUCCGCGGCUUCAACCUGGAGGAGAAACUAAGGAGCAAAAUGUACCGCGGAGACUUUGUGCGGCCCAUGGAGGGGAAAGAUUUCACUUUUGAGUAUGUGCAGCGAGAAGCACUUAGAGUCCCCCUCAUCUUCCGAAGUAAGGAUGGACUGGGAAUUAAGAUGCCGGACCCAGAUUUCACUGUACGAGAUGUCAAGCUGCUAGUUGGGAGCCGUCGGAUUGUGGACGUAAUGGAUGUCAACACACAAAAGGGCACAGAGAUGAGCAUGUCCCAGUUUGUGCGAUAUUACGAAACCCCGGAGGCGGAACGCAAGAAGCUGUACAACGUGAUCAGCCUCGAGUUCAGCCACACGAAGCUGGCAAACAUCGUCAAGCGCCCCAAUGUGGUGGAUUUGGUCGACUGGGUGGAUAACAUGUGGCCUCGGCAUCUGAAGGAGAGACAGACAGACGCCACCAAUACCAUUUCAGAGAUGAAGUAUCCAAAAGUAAAAAAGUACUGUCUGAUGAGUGUGAAAGGAUGCUUCACAGAUUUUCACAUUGAUUUUGGGGGCACUUCAGUUUGGUAUCAUGUAUUCCGUGGAGGGAAGAUCUUCUGGCUGAUCCCUCCAACUUUGCAGAACCUAGAACUCUAUGAGGAAUGGGUUCUCUCAGGGAAGCAAAGUGAUAUCUUUCUGGGGGACAGGGUGGAGCUAUGCCAAAGAAUUGAACUGAAACAAGGGCACACCUUCUUCAUUCCUUCAGGGUGGAUACAUGCUGUCUAUACUCCAGUAGAUUCCUUGGUGUUUGGUGGAAACAUCCUGCAUAGUUUUAACGUUCCCAUGCAGCUUCACAUCUAUGAGAUCGAGGAUAGAACGAGGGUGCAGGCCAAGUUCCGUUACCCUUUCUACUAUGAGAUGUGUUGGUAUGUUCUGGAGAGAUACGUGUUUUGCGUGACCCAGCGCUCCCACCUCAGCAAAGAGUAUCUGAAAGAAUCAAUGUAUACAACAAGGAAACGCAGCUUAGAUAGCUUCUCAUCAGAUUCCUGGGUAGACAUGGAUGACGAAUCGUGUGAUGUCCACACCCGGGAAGAGAAGGAUGACUGUCUGGAAAAAAUCCCCAGGGCCUUGGCGGACGGAUCAUCUUCUCCCAACAGUACACAUUCAGAAGGGAAGGAGGUUUCUGGGAGGAAGCAAAAAUCUACAGCCUCCCGCUUCCUCAAAAGGACUUUGUCCAAUGAGUCGGAAGAAAGUGUAAAAUCUACACCGGCAGACUAUCCCAAACCCACGGGCUCCCCAGCUACAGAGGUCUCGGCAAAAUGGACUCACCUAACAGAGUUUGAACUGAAGGGUUUGAAAGCCCUUGUUGAAAAACUUGAAUCCCUUCCCGAGAAUAAGAAAUGUAUACCUGAAGGCAUCGAGGAUCCUCAGUCUCUGCUGGAGGACAUGAAGAACAUCCUGAAGGAGCAUGCAGACGAUGACCAAAAUCUUGCCAUUUCUGGGGUCCCAGUGGUAUCGUGGCCUAAGAAAAACGCAAAGAACCGGGCUGUUGGGAGACCCAAAGGAAAAUUGGGCCCUGCCUCAGCCGUGAAGCUCGCAGCGAAUCGGACAACUGCAGGAGCACGCCGGAGGAGGACGCGAUGUCGCAAGUGCGAGGCCUGCCUGCGCACAGAGUGUGGCGAGUGUCACUUCUGCAAGGACAUGAAGAAGUUUGGCGGGCCUGGCAGGAUGAAGCAGUCGUGCAUUAUGAGGCAGUGCAUUGCGCCAGUGCUGCCCCACACGGCCGUGUGCCUGGUGUGUGGGGAAGCAGGGAAAGAAGAUACGGUGGAGGAGGAGGAGGGCAAGUUCAACCUCAUGCUUAUGGAGUGUUCCAUCUGCAAUGAAAUCAUACACCCGGGGUGCCUUAAGGUGCGGGAAUCAGACGGCGUCGUCAACGAAGAGCUGCCCAACUGCUGGGAAUGCCCAAAGUGCAACCACGCUGGCAAAACUGGGAAAGCGUACAAGCAAAAGCGCGGACCGGGGUUCAAGUACGCGUCAAACCUGCCCGGCUCUCUGCUGAAAGAGCAGAAGAUCAACCGGGAGAACAAAGAGGUUGUCCCAGAUGCCACCAAGCGGAAAGUCGAGUGCGAGGAGCCCCCUCGGAAGAAGUCCGAGGACCAUCCCAAGAAGUCUCCUGUUGACCCUCUUUUGAGGAGGAAGUCUGAGGAAGUCCACCCACGGCGGAAACGGAAAUUUGAGAAGCCACAAGAGCCUGCAAUGAGGAAGCGGUUAAAACUAGGCAAAGAAGAGAAGCUGUUCAGGAAAAAGAGGCGAUCGUGGAAGGCCACAGAUGACCGAGCUGCCCUGGUCAAGCCUCUCAGGCGCUUCAAGCAGGAGCCUGAGGAGGACCUCCCAGAGGAACCUCCAAAAAGCAAGGAGAGUGACCAGUCUCGCUCCAGCUCCCCAACGGCAGGGCCAAGCUCAGAGGGCACAGAGUCCCGAGACAAGAAGAAGUUCAAGAUCCGGCGGAAAACCCGCCUCCCAAACAAGGAGCUGAGCAAGGAGCUAAGCAAAGAGCUCAACCAGGAGAUUCAGAAGACGGAGAACAGCCUUGCCAAUGAGAAUCAUCAGCCCAUCAAGUCUGAGCCGGAGAGCGAAAACGAGGAGCCCAAGCGGGUGCUGUGCCCCGAGCGGCCUCACCGCUUCAGCAAGGGCUUGAAUGGAACCCCCCGAGAACUCCGGCACCAGCUCUUGUCUAGCCUCAGGAGCAGCACCCCCCGGGCAGCUGCCCGGCCUCCCCGCUCCCUCUCGCCCCCCAAGUGCAUUCAGAUGGAACGUCAUGUCAUCCGGCCACCCCCCAUCAGCCCGCCGCCAGACUCGCUCCCGCUGGAUGAUGGGGCGGCCCACAUCAUGCAAAGGGAAGUCUGGAUGGCUGUCUUCAGCUACCUCAGCCACAGCGAACUGUGUCUCUGCAUGAGGGUUUGCAAGACCUGGAACAGAUGGUGCUGUGAUAAAAGACUGUGGACCAAAAUAGACCUAAACCACUGUAAAUCCAUCACCCCUCUCAUGCUCAGUGGUAUUAUUAGGAGGCAGCCGGUCACGCUUGAUCUAAGUGGGACAAACAUAUCGAAAAAGCAGCUGAGCUGGCUCAUCAACAGGCUCCCAGGUCUCAGAGAUCUGCUAUUGUCAGGGUCCUCGUGGAUUGCAGUGUCUGCUCUCUGCAGUUCUAGUUGUCCACUCCUCCGAACACUGGAUGCGCAGUGGGUGGAAGGCUUAAAAGAUGCACAAAUGAGAGAUCUUUUGUCACCACCGACUGACAACAGGCCAGGCCAAAUUGACAACCGGAGCAAACUGCGCCACAUCACAGAGUUGUGCCUGUCUGGCUUGGACAUCACUGACGCUUCCCUGCGUUUGAUUAUCCGGCACAUGCCUCUACUGUCCAAGCUCAACCUCAGUUACUGCAACCACAUGACAGAUCAGUCCAUUAACCUGCUAACAGCUGUGGGAACCACUACACGGGACUCCCUAACAGAAGUUAUUUUGCAAGACUGCAAUAAGGUGACAGACCAAUGUCUCUCCUAUUUCAAGCGGUGUGGGAGCAUCUGCCGGAUUGAUCUGAGGUACUGCAAGCAAGUGACCAAGGAAGGUUGUGAGCAGUUCAUCGCAGAGAUGUCUGUGAGCAUUCAGUUUAGUCAAGUGGAAGAGAAACUGCUGCAGAAGUUGAGUUAGUGUUUACUGGGGCAAGUUUGUAAAUAACCAGGAGCUGAAAAAAGAACUCCAGGAGACCACAGAAGGAAUUUUAUUUUCAGUUGGGAGAUGUGGAAUAUGCCAAGUUGGGGAACUGUUUGGACUGUACAGGAACAUGUGGUGUUGAAACCACCCACAAAGCGUUCUAGCCUGGAUGGGACCUUUUGACACUUUGCCCGGGCUCUUUACAUACCUUCCUCUGGUGACCGCAAAGGAUUCAUGCUUAGAAGAACGCUGAGGAACACCUAUUUAUAUACCACAGCUGGAGCAUGUGUAAAUUUUUAAAGCAUUUUUGAAAAUGUCAAAAGCAAUGUUAAUUCUGGGGUUAUUAAGGUGGGCCAUUACCUGUUUUUCUGCCUUUUGAACUUUUUUGUUACAUCCAACGUUACGCAGAACUAUUUUUGUACAAAUUUGUUUAAAAAAGUUAUUUAUGCAGAGUUACUGAAUGCAUUGCAAGUGUUUGGUCAUUGGUUUCAGAUUGCCAAGUUUUAUCUUGAGAUAGAAGAGAAUUUGAACUUCUUACCACUUUAACGACCUGCUGAGAGUUAUACCCCAAUUGGGAUGGGAGAGGGGGGAGUAGGUUAAUCCUUUGAAAUGAAAAAAAGCAUGUUUAAUGGAAGUUUUAUAUACUGCUUUGUAUAACACUGUAAGCAUGUUGUGGAGAAAAGGAGGUGUAAAAUACAGAUUAAGAACAAACAAGUUGCCAAGUUUUUCCCUGUAUAAAAAAACACAUUUUCUCGACUGAAACUUCCAAUUACAGCUGUGCAUAUGAGAAGGCAUUAAAAUACUCUCAUACUUGCUGUAAAAAGUCCAUUUAUAUGACUUGAAAUCAAACAGUUUCAGGGUUUGAGUGAGUUCUUGUUGUCCAUAUUUAACUUGGUUAAUUUCUGAUUGUCAAGAAAGGGGGGGAUUUCAGUAUUGAUAAGUGCCAUUGUUGUAAAGUGGUGGUGAAAAACCCCCAACCUUCCUUCCCGAUACAGUUUUACCUCUGUUGAAUUUGUAUAAAUGAUUGUACAAAAAUG
Messenger RNA from Lacerta agilis (Sand lizard), 5057 nucleotides. RefSeq names its product lysine demethylase 2B (gene KDM2B). Gene Ontology annotation, molecular function: DNA binding; zinc ion binding; histone demethylase activity. The record is from RefSeq and is a predicted model, not a curated record. Lineage: Eukaryota; Metazoa; Chordata; Lepidosauria; Squamata; Lacertidae. Gene Ontology annotation, biological process: protein demethylation; regulation of transcription by RNA polymerase II.